AAUCAAUCAUCGAGUACCUAAUACACCAACUCCCAAGAUCUCUCAGCCAGUGAACAAAAUUAACACUAGGAAUCCUUAUUCUAUACACAUCCAACCGCGGCCAACGUUUCGCAGAAUAUGCUGUCCAUUUUGCGAAAAGCGCGCCUCAAGGAUAAGGAGAUGCGAAUCCUGAUGCUGUGUGUUGCAGUUGGCCUGGAGGUUUGGGAUAGAAGACUGACAAAGGACAGUGGCCUAGACAACGCAGGCAAGACGACCAUUGUGAAAAAGAUAAUGGGAGAGGACGUGAACACAGUGAGCCCAACACUAGGGUUCAUUAUCAAGACGAUCGAGUAUGAGGGAUACAAGCUGAAUAUCUGGGACGUGGGCGGUCAGAAGACGCUGCGAUCUUACUGGAGGAACUAUUUUGAGAAGACAGAUGCGCUGAUCUGGGUGGUUGACGCCACUGACCGACUCCGAAUCGAAGAUUGCAGAGACGAGCUGCAAGGAUUGCUGCAAGAAGAGCGUCUUGCAGGAGCGAGCCUGCUGGUGUUUGCGAACAAGAUGGAUGUGGACGGAUGCAUGACAGAGCAAGAGAUUCUCGCGUCUCUGCAACUGGAGUCCAUACGGACACACCACUGGCACAUUUUGCCAUGCAGUGCCAUGACGGGCAACAAUCUCAAGGAGGGAUUGGCGUGGGUGGUGGAAGACGCCAAGAAGCGACUGUUCCUCUACUGAAUGGCGUUGCAACACAACAAAUUGAAUCUACAUACCCUUUUUGUUGAAACAAGCAAUCCAUGUGUCACACAGCCUCAAGCUGAAUGCGGGUGUCC
This is a messenger RNA of Ilyonectria robusta, 809 nucleotides long. RefSeq names its product ADP-ribosylation factor family-domain-containing protein. Gene Ontology annotation, molecular function: GTPase activity; GTP binding. NCBI's taxonomy places the organism in Eukaryota, Fungi, Ascomycota, Sordariomycetes, Hypocreales, Nectriaceae. The coding region runs from base 118 to 714 and encodes 198 amino acids. Gene Ontology annotation, cellular component: cytoplasm; microtubule cytoskeleton. The record is from RefSeq and is a predicted model, not a curated record. The transcript has 5 exons. Gene Ontology annotation, biological process: protein folding.